AUGUCCUCCUUCGCCGUCGUAAAAGACAUCGACCACCUCGUCCUAACCUGCCACGACAUCCAAGUCACUAUAACAUGGUACACGAAGUACCUAGGCAUGAAAUCCGAAACCUUUGGUCCCGAAUCAGCUCCUCGUCAUGCUCUCAAGUUUGGCACACACAAGAUCAAUCUUCACCAGCGCGGUAAAGAAUUCGAACCAAAGGCUAGAACGGCUUUGCCUGGGACUGCUGAUUUGUGCUUUAUUCUUGAAGAGGGAACGGAUCUGCAAGGACUGAUCACGGAAUUUGAGAAGGAGGGUAUCAAGGUCCUUGAGGGGGGUGAGGUUGUUCCCAGGACUGGUGCUAUGGGGGGGAUUAGGAGUAUUUAUGUUCGGGAUCCGGAUGGGAACUUGAUUGAGUUAUCUUAUUACGCCGCAUGA
Messenger RNA from Fusarium venenatum, 417 nucleotides. Its product is annotated as Glyoxalase/Bleomycin resistance protein/Dihydroxybiphenyl dioxygenase. The record is from RefSeq and is a predicted model, not a curated record. NCBI's taxonomy places the organism in Eukaryota, Fungi, Ascomycota, Sordariomycetes, Hypocreales, Nectriaceae.